AUGGGCGGCUUCGUCUCAUACCCGCGCUUGUACGAGAUUCUGGCCUACGCCGUCACCGAGAAGGGGAAGCCUGGGGCACCGCUACAGAAACUGUCGAGCGUCUCUUUGAAUACGGAUGGUGGGCAACUGCUGAGCAUCAAAGAGCUCCUCCCGUUCCUCAAACUCGAUACCGUGACCACAGUCAGCGCCCACAGACUCCUGGACGAGAUGGAUAAGGAGUGUGUUUUUAUCUACGAUUCUCAGUCUAAAAUCAACGAUCUCUCGCUCAUCAAAAAUAGUAUGAAUUCGCACUCGCUCAGUUGCCUACUGUACUGCUGUCCGUAUCUUCGACGCUUUACCUACGACUCCGGGAACGACGAUAUGGGGAGGGAAUUCGUAGAUCCCGCCAUCGCCAGCGGCCUCUUGGCAUCCAAAGAGUCCCUGGAAGAAAUAGUACUCUCAAACGACCUCGCCUGUGAAGCAAGUCGCUGGUAUCCCGUUUCGCCUUUGGCAUCAUUCCCGAAACUGCGUAUUAUUGACGCAGAUUUCGUGAACUUCAUUAGACUCAACCACAAAAUGGCAGAGUAUAGCGAGGACGAUAGUGAGGGCGAUAGCGAGGAUGACUAUGAUGGGGAAGUUUUUACUUUUGAUCACAUCGAGGAGGAAAUUUCGUGGUUUGCUGACUUGAUGCCUGAGUCUUUGGAGCAUCUCGUCGUGAGAGACUGUUCGGAUGCGAUCUUUGACGGGGUGGCUGAUCUUCUGGACCGUGGCCAUGCUACGUCCCUCAAGACUAUAGAGUUGAAGUUUGAUGAAUAUGCGACAAUGGACUCUCAUGAUAGGUACGGUGAAUACUGGGAGGGUAGAGCAAAGGAAGAGGGAAUCGUGCUUACUAGAGUUCGCGGGAACGCGAUGCCAGUCCUUGAAAUGGCGAGUUUGGGGUUGGAUUGA
Messenger RNA from Mollisia scopiformis, 927 nucleotides. RefSeq lists its product as uncharacterized. The record is from RefSeq and is a predicted model, not a curated record. The transcript has a single exon. NCBI's taxonomy places the organism in Eukaryota, Fungi, Ascomycota, Leotiomycetes, Helotiales, Mollisiaceae. Bases 1 to 927 code for a protein of 308 amino acids.